AUGGAAGAUUUAUGGACUCUGUUUUGUGGGGAUUUCACUUGUUCAUAUAGUGAAGGAAAGCUAUGCCAUUCUAUUUUUUGGCAUUUCACCCAUCCCUCUUCUUGCAUUAAUCAAGGGACCAUAACUUGUUUCAAUAUUGUGCUAUUAAUCAUGCUCUUAUUCAACAUGAUUCAGAAACCAUUGCCGAAACCGGUUGCAGUUCCUGCUCGGUUUCGAAAUUAUUCUGCUUUACAGAUGGCUUCAGCCAUUGUUAGUGGUUGUCUCGGAAUGGUGUACUUGUGCUUAGGCAUUUGGAUUUUGAUAGAGAAGUUGAGGAAAACACAGACUGUUUUGCCUAUGAAUUGGUGGUUGCUAGCUUUGUUUCAGGGCUGCACAUGGUUGUUGGUAGGUUUAAUUGUGAGCCUUAAGGGUAAUCAACUUCCCAAGACACCACUUCGUAUACUUUCGAUUCACACCUUCAUAUUUGCGUCAAUUAUUUGUAUUUUAUCGAUUUUUGCUGCUAUUUUGAAUGGAAUAGUCACGAUAACAAUAGUUUUAGAUGCUUUAUCAUUACCUGGGGCAAUAUUGUUGCUAUUAUGUGCUUGCAAGGGAUAUGGAUAUGAAGAUGGUGAUCAGAACACCAAUGAAUGUGGCCUUUAUGGCCCUUUAAGUGCUGAUCACAAUGGCAGUACCAAAGCUGCUUGCACUGAGCAAGUUACCCAAUUUGCCACAGCUGGUUGCUUUAGUAAACUAUCCUUUUGGUGGUUGAACCCUUUGAUGAAAAAAGGUAGGGAGAAGACUCUUCAGGAUGAAGAUAUACCUAAGUUAAGUGAGGCAGAGAGAGCAGAAAGCUUCUAUUUGUUGUUCUCAUACCGAUUGAACAAGCAAAUGCAAUCCAAGCCAUCAUCACAGGCAUCUAUUUUGAAGACCAUAAUUUUAUGCCACAGGAGAGAGAUUUUUGUGUCUGGCUUUUUUGCAUUGUUGAAGAUAGUAACUGUUUCCUCUGGUCCACUGCUUCUUAAUGCUUUCAUUUUGGUUGCUGAGGGAAAAGAAAAUUUCAAAUACGAAGGUUAUUUAUUGGCCAUUGCUCUCUUCUUAGCAAAAAGUUUAGAAUCCUUAUCACAAAGACAAUGGUACUUUCGAACCAAACUAAUAGGUCUUAAAGUAAGGUCUUUACUCACUGCAGCUAUACAUAAGAAGCAACUGAGAUUAUCCAAUGCUGCAAGGUUGACGCACUCGAGUGGUGAGAUAACAAAUUAUGUUACAGUUGAUGCCUAUAGGAUUGGAGAAUUUCCUUUCUGGUUCCAUCAGACAUGGACAACAAGCCUUCAGCUAUGCAUUGCUUUAGUGAUUCUCUUCCAAGCUGUUAGACUAGCCAUGAUUGUAGCUCUAGUUGCUAUCAUUCUCACUGUGCUAUGCAAUACUCCACUAGCCAAGUUACAGCACAGGUUACAAAGCAAGCUAAUGGGUGCAGAAGAUGAGAGACUUAAGGCUAGUUCCGAGGCUCUUAUAAACAAGAAGGAGCUGAAGCUGUAUGCGUGGGAGAACCAUUUUAAGAAAGUUAUUGAGAAUUUAAGGGCAGAGGAAUAUAAAUGGCUAUCAGCAGUGCAGUUGCGAAAAGCAUACAAUAGCUUUCUCUUUUGGUCUUCCCCUGUUUUGGUCUCUGCUGCUACCUUUGCUGCUUGUUAUUACCUGAAAAUUCCUCUGCAUGCUAGUAAUGUCUUCACUUUUGUGGCCACAUUACGUCUUGUUCAGGAUUCUGUAAGAUCCAUACCUGAUGUUAUCGGAAUAGUCAUUCAAGCAAAGGUUGCAUUUGAGCGUGUUGUGAAGUUCCUCGAGGCACCAGAGCUGCAGAAUGCAAAUGUCAGGCUAAGAUGCCAUAUGGAGAAUAACGACCUAUCCAUUUCUAUUAAAUCAGGAGAGUUUUCCUGGGAAGAGAAUUCUUCAAAACCCAAUCUAAGAAACAUAACAUUAGAGAUUAGGAUGGGAGAGAAAGUGGCCAUAUGUGGAGAAGUUGGCUCUGGUAAAUCAACCCUUUUAGCCACAAUUCUUGGAGAAGUCCCUAACGUCCAAGUAUCCAUUCAAGUAUUUGGAAAGAUUGCUUAUGUUUCUCAAACAGCCUGGAUUCAAACAGGAACAAUACAAGAUAACAUAUUAUUUGGAUCUGCCAUGGAUAGGCAAUGAUAUGAAGAAACACUUGAGAGGCGCUCAUUGGUGAAGGAUCUACAGUCGUUUCAUGGUGAUCUAGCUGAAAUAGGCAAACGAGGAGUGAAUCUUAGUGGUGGUCAGAAACAGCGAAUUCAACUUGCUCGAGCUCUCUAUCAGGAUGCUGAUAUAUACCUCUUAGAUGAUCCAUUCAGUGCUGUGGAUUAUCAACUUUAUUUAAUAUUAUUGCAGGAAUAUGUUAUGGAAGCACUAUCACGGAAGGCAGUAUUACUUGUGACCCAUCAAGUUGAUUUCCUACCUGCUUUUGAUUCUGUUUUGUUAAUGUCAGAUGGGGAGAUCCUGCAAGCAGCUCCUUAUCAUCACUUAUUAGACUCCAGUCGAGAUUUGCAGGACCUUGUUAAUGCACACAAAGAAACUGCUGGGUAUGGAAGAGCUGUUAAAGCAAGAUCUUCCGUGAGUAAUGGAACAUCCACUAGAGAGAUCAAGAAGAGUUAUGUGGAAAAACUGUUUAUACAAUCUAAAGGUGGUCAAUUGAUUAAGCAAGAAGAAAGGGAAAAAGGAGAUACCGGGCUUAAGCCAUAUAUACAAUAUCUCAAUCAAAACAAAGGGUUUUUGUUGUUCUCCGUUUCUAUUUUAACUCACAUUUUGUUUAUGGGCGGUCAGAUAUUGCAAAACUCUUGGAUGGCUGCUAAUGUUGACAGUCCUAAUGUUAGCACAUUGAAACUGAUCGAAGUUUACUUGGUGAUUUGUGUUUUCUCAACACUAUUCUUGCUAUUUAGAUCUCUUUCCAUAGUUACCUUGGGUAUUAGUUCCUCAAAAUCUCUAUUUUCACAGCUGCUAAAUUCCCUUUUUCGUGUACCUAUGUCAUUCUACGACUCCACUCCUUUGGGAAGAAUACUAAGUCGGGUAUCUUCUGAUCUGAGCAUUGUUGAUAUUGAUAUCCCAUUCAGCUUAAUCUUCACCAUUGCGGCUACCGUAAAUACUUGUAGCAAUCUUGCAGUUCUGGCUGUUGUUACUUGGCAAGUCCUAUUUGUUUCAAUACCAAUUAUCUAUGCAGCAAUUCGCUUAGAGAAAUAUUACUUUUCCACGGCGAAAGAUUUAAUGAGGAUAAAUGGCACAACCAAAUCCUUGGUAGCAAAUCAUCUAGCUGAGUCAAUAGGUGGAGCCAUUACAAUAAGGGCUUUUGAUGAGGAAGAACGGUUCUUUGCAAAGUGCCUUGACCUCAUCGACACUAAUGCUAGUUCGUUCUUCCACAGUUUUUCGGUGAACGAAUGGUUGGUCCUGCGGUUAGAGACACUUAGUUAUGCUGUUCUUGCCUCUGCCGCACUCUGCAUGGUUUUGCUUCCUACUGGGACUUUCAGUUCUGGGUUUAUUGGUUUGGCGCUUUCUUAUGGUCUUUCAUUGAAUUUGUCCCUUGUAUCUUCAAUUUACUACCAAUGCACUACUGAAAAUCACAUCAUUUCUGUAGAAAGGAUUAAUCAAUACAUGUAUAUACCAAGUGAAGCCCCUAAAAUUAUAGAGAAGAAUCGUCCUCCUUACAAUUGGCCAGCUAUGGGUAAAGUGGAUAUCUGUGAUUUACAGAUCAGAUAUUGGCUCAAUGCACCAUUAGUUCUUCGAGGAAUCAGUUGAACAAUUCAAGGAGGGCACAAGAUUGGUAUCGUUGGCCGAACUGGUAGUGGGAAGACAACUCUAAUCAGUGCUUUCUUCCGUCUGGUAGAGCCAGCUGCAGGGAAGAUUGUAGUAGAUGGCAUUGACCUCUCUACUAUUGGCCUUCACGAUCUAAGGUCACGGUUUGGAAUAAUACCACAGGAUCCUACCCUUUUUAAUGGAACUGUUAGAUACAAUUUGGAUCCUCUAUCCCAACACACUGACCAAGAGAUAUGGGAGGUUCUUGAUAAGUGUCAACUUCGAGAGGCUGUUCGGGAAAAAGAAGAGGGACUGUACUCCUUACUUGUGGAAGAUGGAUCAAAUUGGAGCAUGGGACAACGACAACUAUUUUGUUUAGGCCGUGCUCUGUUGAGAAGAAGUCGAGUAUUGGUGCUUGAUGAAGCAACAGCAUCGAUUCAUAAUGCAACUGACUUCAUUCUGCAAAGAACUAUUUGUACUGAAUUUGCAGAUUGUACUGUUAUCACAGUGGCACACAGGAUACCAACGAUGGUACUCGCCAUCAGUGAUGGCAAACUGAUGGAGUAUGAUGAGCCGAAGAAGUUAAUGGAAAGAGAAGGUUCACUGUUCGGGCAACUUGUUAAGGAAUACUGGUCUCAGUGUCACUCUGCAGAAUCGCAUUGAAGUUGUUCACCAAGUUUUCAUUCAUUUUAUCCUUGCUUGAUCAAAUAAGGUUGCUGGGUUUGUAAAGCAAAGGACAGGGAGUAAGAAGUUGUUCUAGGUUCAUAGAUGCCGUCGUUGCCGGUUCGUGGAUCCGAGAAGAAACUACAAUAGAUAAGAAACAUGCUAUAUUCAUAGGAUUUUAAAGGGAAGCUGAAAGCAAAUAAGGAAGAGGAGACUGUUCAGAAUUGCAGGGG
Molecule: messenger RNA, 4667 nt
Organism: Gossypium arboreum
Lineage: Eukaryota; Viridiplantae; Streptophyta; Magnoliopsida; Malvales; Malvaceae
Product: ABC transporter C family member 10-like
Biological process (GO): transmembrane transport
Cellular component (GO): vacuolar membrane; plant-type vacuole
Molecular function (GO): ATP hydrolysis activity; ABC-type transporter activity; ATP binding
Source: RefSeq, a predicted model, not a curated record